AUGGUGGAACUUCUAUUAGAUCCUAAAAUAAGAUUAUGGGUGUUCCUGCCCAUCGUAGUUAUUACCUUUUUGGUUGGUAUCGUAAGGCAUUAUGUUUCGAUAAUACUAUCUUCGCAGAAGAAAAUUGAAUUGAUUCAGGUGCAGGAUAGCCAAGUUAUGAUACGUGCUCGGCUUCUACGCGAAAAUGGGAAGUAUUUACCUCGUCAGUCGUUUGCUAUGAGGCGUCAUUGGUUUAAUAAUGAAGAGACUGGUUAUUUUAAAGUACAGAAACGACCAUCAAAUGCUCAGAAUCCUAUGACUGACCCUGGUAUGAUGACAGAUAUGUUAAAGGGCAAUGUCACUAAUGUUUUGCCUAUGAUUGUUAUUGGUGGUUGGAUUAAUUGGAUGUUCAGUGGUUUCCUUACAACAAAGGUUCCAUUUCCCUUGACCCUGAGAUUUAAGCCAAUGUUGCAGCGUGGUGUGGAGUUAGCAUACUUAGAUGCAUCUUGGGUAUCCUCCGCGUCAUGGUAUUUCCUCAAUGUAUUCGGACUUAGAACUAUUUACGCUUUGGUUCUUGGGGAAAAUAAUGCUGCAGAUCAGUCUAAGGUUAUGCAAGAACAAAUGUCAGGUGCAGCAAUGGCUAUGCCUCCAGACCCAAAAGCAGCAUUUAAGGCAGAAUGGGAAGCUUUGGAAAUUACUGACCACCGUUGGGCUCUUGCGACAGCUGAGGCUGAUUUGUUAUCGCAGAAUAAUAUAUCAUAA
This is a messenger RNA of Pieris macdunnoughi, 741 nucleotides long. NCBI's taxonomy places the organism in Eukaryota, Metazoa, Arthropoda, Insecta, Lepidoptera, Pieridae. The record is from the annotation of a GenBank genome assembly.